Molecule: messenger RNA, 1407 nt
Organism: Corylus avellana
Lineage: Eukaryota; Viridiplantae; Streptophyta; Magnoliopsida; Fagales; Betulaceae
Product: protein AAL-toxin resistant 7
Source: RefSeq, a predicted model, not a curated record
CAAGUGUUUGUUUACAAAAAGGGAAAAAGACAAAGAAUUUAAAACCCUAGAGACGGUCCCCAACUAUUUAGAACACCCAUGAGGCCCUCAGGACUCCUCCGGAUCAACCUCUGCCUCUGCAGUGUGAAUAUUAGGAAACCCAUGGUUCUCACAAUACGUUCGCACCAGAAAGCAAUGGAAUUAGAUAAGCCUAGUGAUCAUCAGCACAAAGAUGAGGAAACUCAUCAUCUCUCUGGUGCUUAUAUCCGUAGCCUAGUGAAACAAAUAGCCUCUUCAAGAACCAAACAUCCCAUGAACCCCAAAGAACCUCAAAAUUUGACAGAAUUGGGUGAAGGUUGUGUGGAAACCCACCAAGCACAACAACCCCGACAACCUCAGCAACAUAAAAAACAAGUUAGAAGGAGACUCCAUGCCAGCAGGCCAUACAAAGAAAGGCUGCUUAACAUGGCUGAGGCUAGGAGAGAGAUUGCCACUGCUCUUAAAUAUCACAGGGAAGCCAUGAAACAAGCCAGCCAACAACAAAUGCAACAAACACAAUUACAACAACAGCCCCACCCAUGUUUUGAUCAUCAAGAAGAAGAAAUGAUGAAAUCUAGGAGAAAUUCCAGAGUAUACCCAUCAAGCAUAGCCAAUUUUUCUCAAUAUCUAGACAAUUUUUCUGCAGAAACUCUCAAUUUCACACUUCCAAAUCAGCCCUUAGGCCUGAAUCUCAAUCUUCAUGAUUUCAACUUUCCAUCACUUUACUCAUCAUCCUCAUCUCCAUCAUCAUCACCAUCAUCCUUGUUCCCCAAUCUUUCUGCGGCUGCUGAUCAGGAAAAUCCCUCGGUUGCAAUAUCACAGCAGGAAGUUGCAGCUGGUGGAAGUGAAGGAAGCUUGCAUGCAGCUAUGGACGAUGCAGAGAUGGCGGAGAUCAGAUCGGUAGGAGAACAGCAUCAGAUGGAAUGGAAUGACAUAAUGAAUUUGGAAUUCCCAGCUUGGUUGAAUGCAAAUGAUCAGAGCUAUUUGCAACAUCAUUUGAAUGAUUACUGCUCUGAGGACUACUUCCAAGAUCUUGCCUUGCCUCGAAUGGAGAUUGGAGAAAUCGAAGGUAUGGAUGGGGAGUGGUUAGCCUGACAAGGAUUGUUUGUCUUUUUUUCUAUGUUCUUUUUUUUCCUAUUUUGAUAAAAUCUUUGGGUCUAUUUUUUCUUUCCAUUAAAUUUUGGUAGUCCUAGAAACUUCUUCUUUUCAAUCUUGAUUAUAACUCCUGCAAAGAACUUAAAAGCAGGCAGGCUAUAGGGGGGAAAUAAUGUAAGAAAGAAAGGAGUAAGCUCUUCUCCUUUCUCACGCGGUUCUCUUCUUAUUUGUCAAUUUUUUAAGUUCCAGGAUGGCCUCCACUUCAUAUUAUGUACCUUAAUAUAAUCGAGUUUA